AUGGUCUGGGGAAUUAUCACCAUGUGCCUGGGCUUUGUGCGUAAUUUUGCUGGCUUCGUUGCUGUCCGUGCCAUACUCGGUGUAGCAGAGGGAGGACUGUUGCCUGGCAUGGUACUCUACCUGUCUUUCUUCUAUAAACGUUCCGAUUUAGCCCUUCGCAUCGGCCUAUUCUAUACGGCGGCAUCAUUAUCGGGGGCUUUUGGAGGGCUUCUGGCUCGCGGAUUGGCCGCCAUUGGACCACGAGGUGGUCUUGAAGGAUGGCGUUGGAUUAUGAUCAUUGAGGGUCUAUUGACUUUCGCAUGCGGCGCUCUCAGUUACCUCUGUCUUCCCAACAGCAUAGAAACGGCAGCUUUCUUGACAGUCGAGGAACGACAGUUCGCCCGUGAGAGAAUGCGACUGGAUAAUCCAUCUGCUGAACAUGAGGCCUUCAGGUGGUCGGAGGUUGUCCGAGGUGUACUGGACUUGAAAAUGUGGCUGUCAGCAACAGCGUACUUCGCUAUCUUGUCUGGGUUAUACUCUUUUGGUCUUUUUCUACCUACCAUCAUUAAGGAAAGCGGCUUUGCGGACGAUGCGAACAAGGUGCAGCUUUGGACUGUUAUUCCGUACGCUGUCGCAGCUGUAAUCACAGUCAUUGUGGCUCUCAUCUCAGACCAGUUGCAGCUUCGUGGUGUAAUCAUGCUCUUUAUCCUCCCGAUUGCGAUUGCUGGUUACGGAGCAAUUGCCAACAUCGAGUCCGCCAAAGUCAAGUAUGGGAUGACCUUCCUCAUGGCAACGGGCAUGUACAGCAGUGUCCCGUGUAUCCUGGUUUGGAAUUCCAACAACUCCGCGGGGCAUUACAAAAGGGCCACUACGUCGGCAAUGCAGUUGGCAAUUGCAAAUUGUGGAGGGUUUGUAGCUACAUUCAACUAUCCCGACAAGGAUAAGCCAGAUUACCAUCGAGGCCACACGAUAGUUCUCGGCCUGCUUAUAUUCGCAUGGGUUAUAGACAAGGCACAGGGCAAAUAUGCACAGUAUACAGGAUGUAACGAUGAUAGGGAUCCACAAUUCAAGAUGGUCCUGUGA
Aspergillus fischeri NRRL 181 is the source of this 1062-nucleotide messenger RNA. Its product is annotated as putative MFS transporter. The transcript is spliced from 9 exons. Gene Ontology annotation, molecular function: transmembrane transporter activity. Gene Ontology annotation, biological process: transmembrane transport. Lineage: Eukaryota; Fungi; Ascomycota; Eurotiomycetes; Eurotiales; Aspergillaceae. Gene Ontology annotation, cellular component: membrane. The record is from RefSeq and is a predicted model, not a curated record. Bases 1 to 1062 code for a protein of 353 amino acids.